Nematostella vectensis (starlet sea anemone) is the source of this 1297-nucleotide messenger RNA. RefSeq names its product electron transfer flavoprotein subunit alpha, mitochondrial. Lineage: Eukaryota; Metazoa; Cnidaria; Anthozoa; Actiniaria; Edwardsiidae. The coding region runs from base 96 to 1112 and encodes 338 amino acids. Gene Ontology annotation, molecular function: flavin adenine dinucleotide binding; electron transfer activity. Gene Ontology annotation, cellular component: mitochondrion. The record is from RefSeq and is a predicted model, not a curated record. The transcript is spliced from 13 exons.
UUUCCUCCCUGCGCAUGCUCUUGUCAGCGGGUCGUACUGAGGUUUCAUCAAAAGUCGUGUAACAAGGCUAAAAGCCGAGGAAAAAACUCGCGAAAAUGCUGCGAUUAUCCACGGCUUCAAGGCCCCUUUCAAAAGGAGGACAAUUCCUUAGGUUUCUGUGUGCAAGUAGAAAUGCCUCCACCUUAGUCAUUGCUGAGCACAAUGAUGAACAUCUGGUUCCUGUCACUUUGAACGCUAUUACUGCUGCUAAUAAAAUAGGUGGUGAUGUUGCGGCACUGGUGGCUGGCUCAAAUUGUGGACCUGUUGUGGAAGCUUUGAGCAAAGUCAAAGGUCUCAACAAAAUUCUAGUUGCACAGAAUGAUGCAUACAAAGGGUUUUUACCAGAGGUUCUUGCUCCUCUCAUCUUAGCAACACAGAAGCAGUUCAACUUCACACAUAUCACAGCUGGUUCAUCAGCAUUUGGGAAGGGUCUGUUGCCAAGAGUGGCUGCUAUGCUAGACGUUGCUCCCCUCUCAGACAUCAUGGAGAUUCUGUCUGAAGAUACGUUUGUGAGAACCAUUUAUGCUGGUAAUGCAGUAACGACCAUCAAAUCGACAGACCCCAUCAAAGUGAUGACCGUGAGAGGCACUGCGUUUGAGGCCGCCAGCACUGAUGGAGGUGCUGUCACAGCAGAGGAUGCCCCUAGCUCCGACACAAACAAUGAGCUGUCAUCAUUUGUCAAGCAGGACUUGCAUGUCAGUGAUCUGCCCGAACUCACCAGUGCCAAAGUGGUGGUCUCAGGAGGGCGUGGAAUGAAGAGUGGUGAGAAUUUCCAAAUGCUGUAUGACAUGGCUGCCAAGCUCAAUGCUGCUGUGGGUGCAUCUCGUGCUGCUGUGGAUGCGGGGUACGUUCCCAACGAUAUGCAAGUUGGACAAACCGGGAAAAUGGUGGCACCGGACCUGUAUAUCGCUGUUGGUAUCUCCGGCGCCAUUCAACAUCUCGCUGGAAUGAAGGAUAGCAAGAUUAUUGUUGCAAUCAACAAAGACCCAGAAGCCCCCAUUUUCCAAGUCGCAGACUACGGACUUGUCGAAGAUUUAUUCAAGGCCGUACCAGAAAUAACGAAGAAGCUCUAAAAGACAACUAAAUCCAGCUUGAUUCUGUUUGCUGUAAUAUCUUCUUCAGACGGGAAUCUGGCGCCCACAAAUCUCGUGUAAAACGCGCAUAAUAUUAUUUCAGAAAACAUGCAGCAUUUGUAUAUUUCUUUUUAUCUGUACAUGUAUUUGGGAGGCCUUGAAAAAAUAAAGAUUGUCGAUAUUCA